GAAGAAGCCGUGCUGCUCAUGCGCGUUCUGUUCACUUGCACGCCCGCCGUGGUGGGAUCUUCCAGGGGUUUCAGAACCUUGUCACUGACCGGCGAAGCCCUCGGAGCAUUUGGCAGAAAUGUCUAACGCAAAGGAGAGAAAACAUGCUAAGAAAAUGAGAAGCCAGCCCAGUAAUGUGACUCUGUCCUCCGGCUUUGUGACUGAGAGAGAUGGAAAGCGCCAUUUUGGGGGGAAACCUUCCCAAUCUCAGAAACAAGAGCUUCAUUCUGGAACCUCACGGCAGUGGCAGAUCAAGAUGAGCCCCCACUUACUUCCCGAGUCUGAUGCGAAUGAGCAGUCUUCCUCCAAAACCAUGUUUAGGAAAAAGGGAGGCUGGAAAGCAGGUCCUGAGGGCACUUCUCAGGAGAUCCCCAAAUAUAUAACCGCUUCUACCUUUGCUCAAGCACGAGCUGCCGAGAUCAGUGCCAUGUUAAAAGCUGUGACCCAGAAGUCCUCUAACUCCCUGGUUUUCCAGACUCUUCCACGGCACAUGCGGCGAAGAGCCAUGAGCCACAACGUCAAACGCCUUCCUAGACGGUUGCAGGAGAUGGCCAAAAAGGAGGCUGAGAAAGCCGCUCAUCAGAAAAAAGAACAUUCGAAAAAUAAAUGCCACAAAGCCCGAAGAUGUCACAUAAACCGGACCCUGGAGUUUAACCGCAGACAACAGAAGAAUAUAUGGUUAGAGACUCAUAUCUGGCACGCCAAACGGUUUCAUAUGGUGAAGAGGUGGGGUUACUGUCUCGGGGAGAGGCCCACGGCCAAGAGCCACCGAGCCUGCUAUCGAGCUAUGACAGACCUCUGCCUCCUACAGGAUUUAUCAUAUUACUGUUGUUUGGAGUUGAAGGGCAAAGAGGAAGAAAUACUGAAGGCACUUUCUCAAAUGUGCAGCAUAGACACAGGACUGACUUUUGCUGCAGUUCACUGCUUGUCUGGGAAGCGGCAAGGGAGCCUCAUGCUUUACCGGGCGAAUAAGUAUCCCAGAGACAUGCUUGGGCCCGUUACCUUCAUCUGGAAGUCUAGGGAGACCCCAGGGGACGCCUCUGAGGAAAGGCAGCUGUGGAUCUGGCUUCACCCAACUCUUAAGCUGGCUGUCCUAGAGGAAAUAAAAACGACGUGCCAGUGUUCAGAACCCGUCAAGCCAAGUAUCUGUGUGCCUGACCCACUCCUGACACCAGCCCAGGAAGGCAUUCAGGCAGGAGUAGCUGAUGACAAAAUCGGCAAGAAAAGAAAAAGGAGAGAUGAUGGGGAAAAUGCUAGACGAGCGAAGAAGACCAUUGGUGACGGGACAGGAGAUCCCUGCCAGCCACGGUCGUGGCUCUCUCCCACUACAGGGAUCGUAGUCAGUGACUUGACCAUGGAGAUGAACAGGUUCCGGCUGGUCGGCCCUCUUUCGCACUGUAUCCUGACUUCAGCACUGAGGGCUGCUCCUGUACACAGAGUUUUAGCCUGUCUCCUGCACUCUGCACUCCAUCUGGAACCUUCCCCUGCUCUGGUUAUCUUGCUUGCCUCUUGUUUCUGUUGCAUCUGCACAUUCCUCCGUUUACAGGGUGAGGAGGAUGCAGAGGAGACACCGCAUGGCUGGUGGACUGACACGUGCAGGAGCCCUGAUGGCCUUUCUCUUCACCAGAGACAAGAAGCAGUGUUUCAGUUGUUGGGAGGGAUAUCGUCACCGGCAGAAAUUCCAGCAGGUACUAUUCUGGGAUUGACAGUCAGGGACCCGAGAGUAAAUUUGCCUCCACAGCGGUGCAGAGCUUUGCCUGAUCCAGAACGAUACCACGACAAUGAGCAAGUUAAGCAGCUGCUUCUGGAGGGUGCGCCUGUGGAGUGUGCACACAGCUUCAUCUGGAACCAGGAUAUCUGCCAGAGCGUCACAGAGAACAAAAUCGUGGACCAGGAUUUAAACCGCAUGAGAAGCGAAUUGCUGGUGCCCGGAUCGCAGCUUGUUUUAGGGGCUCGUGAAUCCAAGAUACCUAUACUUCUGAUUCAGCAGCCGGGAAAAGUGACUGGCGAAGACCGACUGGGCUGGGGCAGUGGCUGGGACAUCCUCCUUCCCAAGGGCUGGGGCAUGGCCUUUUGGAUUCCAUUUAUCUACCGAGGUGCAAGGGUUGGUGGAUUAAAAGAGGCUGCAGUGCACUCUCAGUACAAACGGUCACCUAAUGUCCCAGGCGACUUCCCAGACUGUCGUGCUGGUGUUCUCUUCGCUGAAGACCAAGCUAAGGACCUUCUAGAGAAGUACCAAAGACGCCCCCCUGCUAAGAGGCCCAACUAUGUCAAGCUUGGCACAGUGGCUCCUUUCUGUUGUCCCUGGGAACAGCUCACUCGGGACUGGGAGUCCAGGAUUCAGACCCGAGAAGCAGCUGUCAUAGAUUCAGUGCCUGGUGCUCAAGAGACUGGCCCAAGAAGGCUUGGAGUGCCUCGUGUCCCCAAAGAGACCUGCCAGCUAUCGAAUGAGGCAAGCGUAGCUGAAAACCAACCUAGGAAGCCGGAAGGCUGUCAAGCUCAGGCGGGGACUGAGGCGGCCCUGGAACAGAAUGCCAGUGAGGACCACGCGGCUGCCACAGGUAGCCAGCUCUGUGUUGUUCGGAGUAGGAAACUACUGAAGCAACUCUCUUCCUGGUGUGGGCCCAGUUCUGAGGUCAGGAGGGCUCCCUGCAGAGGCCAGCAAGAACUGACCAGAAAGGCCUGCUUGUCCAUUCUGGCUGAUUUCCCCAGAGCGCUGGUGUGGGUCAGCUUGUCCCUGCUCAAGAAGGGCAGCCCAGAGCCACACACCAUGAUCUGUGUCCCAUCCGAGGAGGACUUGAUCCAGCUCAGUCAGGAUCAGUGUUACCAUGGACCCUGCGAAUCCAGACACAGCGACCCAUUUAAAAGCUUGAUUCUGAAGGAGAAAGAAAAGAAAAAGAAGGAGAAGAGGCAAGAUGGGGAGCAGGGGGCCUCCAAGGGCCGGGCAGCAGGGGCACCUACAGCUGGGCAGGAGGCUUGGAUUCAGGGGCUGUGGUCAGGCCCCCUUCCGGGGCUGACUUCACACUGCUCCAGGCCCCUCCUGGGCUUCGUGACACAUGGAGAUUUCUCUAUGGCUGUUGGCUGUGGAGAAGCCUUAGGGUUUGUUAGUGUGACCGGCUUGCUGGAAAUGUUGUCUAGCCAGUCAGCAGCCAUGAGGGGCCUGGUCCUGCUGCGGCCUCCGACCACGCUGCAAUACAGGUUUGCUAGAGUUACCAUUGAGGUGUGAAUUCGAGUUUACACCCUUAACUUAGAUUCUAACUAUUUUUGUCAAAUUCCAAAGAGAGUCUUGGCUGUCUCGGUCACCUGAAUUAAAAUACAAUGUGGAACUGCUUGGAAAACAAGAAUUAAAAUUAUAUAAUUAUGUGGAUAACGAUCUGUUUAUAGUCUGAAUCUUCUCCUGUCGUGGGGAUAUGCCGAAUUGUUUAACAUGCUAGCUGAACACUCUGUAUUAAACAUUUUACAGUCA
Molecule: messenger RNA, 3505 nt
Organism: Rattus rattus (black rat)
Lineage: Eukaryota; Metazoa; Chordata; Mammalia; Rodentia; Muridae
Gene: Pop1
Product: POP1 homolog, ribonuclease P/MRP subunit
Exons: 17
Coding region: 119-3265 (1048 amino acids)
Biological process (GO): tRNA 5'-leader removal
Cellular component (GO): nucleolar ribonuclease P complex; ribonuclease MRP complex
Source: RefSeq, a predicted model, not a curated record